This is a messenger RNA of Lates calcarifer (barramundi perch), 3501 nucleotides long. Its product is annotated as BTB/POZ domain-containing protein KCTD15. Gene Ontology annotation, biological process: protein homooligomerization. The record is from RefSeq and is a predicted model, not a curated record. Lineage: Eukaryota; Metazoa; Chordata; Actinopteri; Centropomidae.
UGAUGGUGAUGAUGAUGAUGAUGGUGAUGAUGAUGUGAUGAUGGUGAUGAUGAUGAUGGUGAUGAUGAUGAUGAUGAUGAUGAUGAUGGUGAUGAUGAUGAUGAUGGUGAUGAUGGUGAUGAUGAUGAUGAUGAUGAUGAUGAUGAUGAUGGUGAUGAUGGUGAUGAUGAUGAUGGUGAUGAUGAUGAUGAUGGUGAUGUUUGUUGUUGUUGUUGUUGUUGUGGUCGUCAGACUGAAGCCACAGAGCGUCUCUGCUCUCAGACAUGAAGGCGACCUGGAAGCCUUAACACUGCCACCUGCUGCAUUCUCACCUGUCUGAGUCUCUGUAAUAAACCUGACUGUUGGUAACUGAGUCUGAUUCUUCUGAUCACAGUCACUGCAGAGGAAGGAAACAAGACGUCCUCACCUGACAGGAGCUGUCUGCAGGUGUAGGUCUGUUUCACCUGGACACAUUCACAGAUCUGCUGAAGGUGGUGGUGAUGGUGUCACUGUGUAUUUCCUCCUGCUGAUACAUGAAGAGUGUAUGUGUGUGUGUGUCCUGCAGCAGCUCUGUGUCUGGCAUCUGUCACCUCCACGCCUUGGGGGGGGCACAGAGAACCCCCACCACCUCCCUCUCUUUGUCUUAUGAGGUCUUCGACCCCCCCCCCCCACACACACACACAGUCUGUGUAUCAGAGUAGAACCAGAGAAUACAGCAGUGUCUAUAACAGCAGGAACCUGGUUCUUAAAGCUGUGGAUGGAGCCCUGGUUAAUGUCACUGCUAACACCUGAAUCUAUCAGACUGCAGGUCUAUUACACCUGGUCUGUGUCUGUAUAAGACCAACCUUCAGCCAGACAAACAUAAAACACACUGAUACUGAAGACGUGGAGACUGAGGAAUCAGGAGAGACCUGGUUCAGGUCCUGACAGCUUGUACAGCCUGAAGAAGCUCGAACAUCUGGAGAGAAGCAGCUGAUAACAGUGACAGAGCUGAGUAUUAGAGAGGCAGUGUGGGAUCAGAAGGCUGAGAGAUGAAGAUGUGUUUGAUGCUGAGGGAGCUCACACUGACUGACCUGUACGAGCUGUUUUAUUCUGAAAACUCUGGCUCAUAAAAUGUUGAGUCUGUAUUUCCUGUCUUUUCUGUUUGUAUCUGAACAUUCAUUAAAGCUGCUGAAACAGCUGCUACAGGAAAUAUUCUGAAUCUGUCUCUGACACUGAGCUCAGAGGUUUUAUUUUGAAAGGACACUGUCAGCUCUUCUACCUUCUUAUUUACCGUCAUCUUCAUCUUCAUCGGUCGGUCACUGCAGCAGCUUCAGCCUCCGGCCUCAAAACAUUAGACAUGAAGUGGAUGUGAAGGAAACGUUCCUGAGGUGUCAGACUGCUGGAUGUCUGAGGACCAGACCCCCCCCACAUAAAGAGGAAUCAUAGAUUACAGACGGAGCUGCAGCCUCAGGCAGGUUUAGCAGAUAUUUAAAUCUUUAAAUUCGUUCCAUGUUUCCCUCGUUCUUCGUCUAAUUGAAGUAACUGCAGGGUUUCUUUAAUUGGACACGGAGAAGGAGAGAAUCCAGUCUCUCUGCUGGUUUGUUCAGUGAAGGGAGACACAUGCAGCCUGAGGGGGGAAGAGGAGGAGGAGGAGCAGGAGGAGGAGGAGGAGGUUAACUGUGUGUGUGUUGACACAGAUGAAGACAUGGAGCUGCUUCACUGUGUCUCUUUAAAGAACGUCUCUGUGUCACCAACCUCAAUUACACACAUUAGUUUCCCAUCAGCCCCUGGGUUACUGAGGCAUCACAGGGAAACCCCGUGUACAGCAGGAGGUGCAGAGGGAGGUGUGAUCAGAAAGUUCACAGACUGCUCCUUUAACAAACAAAAACCACAUCUGAGUUAAAUUUUCUUCCAUCACCUUCAAAGUCAAACUCCUCCUGCUCCUCCUCCUCCUGCAGGUGGAGCGUACCUGUGCUUCCUGUUCUGUCAUCUGUCACCUGCAGCUGGAUCUCCUCCACUGAGUCAGAACAUCCACUCUGCAGCUUGGAUUUCAUUUUGAGGAGGAGGAGGUCGCAGGGAGUCAGAUCCAGAGAGUGGGUGGGUGAGUUGUGAUGAUGGAACGUUCAGUUACCCUCAGACCACAGCUCAGGUCUCAGAGCCUCCUCCCUCAGACUCCUCAGGACGGAGCAGGAGGACUCAGCGCUGACAGCUGGACCUGCUCCUCCUUCGGUCUCAGAGACGUCAGCUCCUCCUCUCUGAAGCUGAUGUUUGUCUCUGGUCGUCUCAGACCUCCACACGGAGCUGCUUCUGGUCUGAGGUGAAUCACAAACCUCACCUGCCUGUGGUCACAGCUGUGAACAGGUCCAGGUGUGAACUGGAGCAGUCUGAGCUCAGGUCUCCUCUUGACUGAAAACCAGCCCUCAGAUUCAUGUGAUGAGCCUUCAGUGGGACCUGAACCACAGGUUUGGAACCACUGGACUGGUGUACACACAGUGGCUGUGAAGAAAGUACAGUAGCCUGUGAGGGACAUUUAGAAAUCCUAAUAAUUGUAAAUCAAGCAGUUCAGGUCUGAAGCAGGUGACCUCCUCUCUGACCUCUGACCUCUGACCUGCAGAACAUCAGGUUAUCAGAGUCGGACGAGGAGGAGGAGGAGGAGCAUCACUCCUCUGACUCUGCGUCAAACCGGGACACAAAAUGGAUCCUGUUGCUCCGACAGAUUCUUUGGCUCCUCCUGGUCCCAGCCUCAGCAGCAGAGCACGGUUCCUGGAUCCCGCUCUCAAUGAUGAGGAUCUGUGUGCGCAUCCUCCCGGCGCACAUCUCCAUCUACCAGUGCGCAAUAAUUGAAAUGGCGCAUUUGGCCGCAGGCGGCUGGAGCGGCAUAAUGCAUGAUGAUAGACGUCAUUUGGCUCCGGAGCCACAGGGAUGUUUGAUGUUGCUAAAAUAUACGAGUUGUCGGGGAGAGAGCGGCGGAGCAGCGGCUCCAUUUUAAACCCACAGAGGAGGAGGACGCUGCAGAGACUGAGCCCGGUCAUAAACCACCUCCUCGGCCUCCUCUCUGCGCUCUGUCCCCGGCUGACAGGAACGAGUUGGGGCGAGAGAAGACAACAAACCGCCCGCGUUAUUGUAACCUAAUCCUGGCCCCCGGGGGUCUGAAGGGCCCCGGGCCAGACUCCUCUCAGCCCUCCUCUUUAUUCAGAGACACGGCUCCACACACACACACACACACACACACCGGAGACACCGGAGGACCGAGGCAGACUGACGAGGACGUGAAGUGAAGACCAACCGGUAUCCCCAGAUUUCACAGCGCGGGACGGAGCAGACAGACGCCGAUCUCAUGUCUUCAGUGUCGGUGUCCUCUCAGGAGGGGCGGAGCAUGUCCAGGAUGUCUCUGAGCCGCUCACCUGUGUCGCCCAUGACCGCCCAGGGCAUCCCUUCCCCCGCCCAACUCACCAAGGCCAACGCCCCCGUCCACAUCGACGUGGGGGGGCACAUGUACACCAGCAGCCUGGCGACGCUCACCAAGUACCCCGAGUCCAG